Brienomyrus brachyistius is the source of this 892-nucleotide messenger RNA. RefSeq names its product PEST proteolytic signal-containing nuclear protein-like. The record is from RefSeq and is a predicted model, not a curated record. NCBI's taxonomy places the organism in Eukaryota, Metazoa, Chordata, Actinopteri, Osteoglossiformes, Mormyridae. The transcript has 5 exons. The coding region runs from base 81 to 560 and encodes 159 amino acids. Gene Ontology annotation, cellular component: nucleus. Gene Ontology annotation, biological process: proteasome-mediated ubiquitin-dependent protein catabolic process; protein ubiquitination.
UUUCUUUCCCACAAGUCCGGGAGCGUCGCGGAAGGGGUCACACGGCGGAAAUAGGCGGCUUUACGGCUUUAUCAGUGAUAAUGGCGGAGGAAAGGCGUAAUGACGAACAGCUCUCCGAUGAUGGAGGACCGGAGGAGAGGGGAGGCAGUGUCAAAACUAAGACUGUCUCUUCCAGCAAUGGAGGGGGGGUUGCAGGGAAGCGAUCGGCCCGUGAGCCUGUGGGCCACCCGGUGCUGCCCAAAAUGUCCAAGAGUGGACAUGGGCUAACCAGCCUGUCUGCUAAGAAGCCUGCCCCUAUCUCCAUUAAGCUGGGUGCUAACAAACCGAAAGAGCCUGUCCCUGCUCUUCCUGCAAAGAAACCGGCAUUGGCCUCUGUGUUUAAUGAGGAUGAGGAUAGUGAACCAGAAGAGAUGCCUCCAGAGGCCAAAAUGAGGAUGAAGAACAUAGGCAGGGACACGCCCACUUCAGCUGGCCCCAACUCUUUCAACAAGGGCAAGCAUGGCUUCUCUGACCACCAGAAGCUUUGGGAGCGGAAACUUAAGUCCCAAGUUGAUAAAUAAAUUUAUCCAUAUUGUUGCUAGUUGAAGCAUGUUGGAGGGAGUCUGGGGCAGGGCAGAGAGUAUGUUUAGAGAAGAGUUUUUUUUUUUUUUUAUUUUAUUUUAUUUACUUUUUCAUGUAAAAUUAACUUCAAUUUGUUUGCGUCUACAGUAUAAAUUGUAUAUAUUUAACACAAUGUUAAUGUGCUAAGAGCAUUUUAUUAAUGUUCUGCUGAUUUAUGGCUGUGUAGCAUCAAGACUGAACAGUUCACCUGAAAGGACAUUUUCACAGCCCACUCAGAUACUGCUCAGAGCCUGAAGAUUGAUACUUCAUUAAAACACUGAGUUUCAAAACA